Messenger RNA from Eimeria maxima, 1866 nucleotides. RefSeq lists its product as hypothetical. Bases 1 to 1866 code for a protein of 621 amino acids. The transcript has a single exon. NCBI's taxonomy places the organism in Eukaryota, Apicomplexa, Conoidasida, Eucoccidiorida, Eimeriidae. The record is from RefSeq and is a predicted model, not a curated record.
AUGAGGGAGGCCGUGGGGGUUAUCUGCAUGCUCUCUCUAGGCGUGGGGGCGACGCAUGCAAGUUGGGAUGUGUAUGGAGGUGAUGCUGCUGCAGCAGCUGCAGCAGCAGCAGGAGAGUUAAGGGCCCUGGAGGUAGCAGCAACAGAUGCAGCAUCAGAAGCAGCAGCAAAUGGGGCAACAGUACCUGCAGCAGCAGAUCUAGCAGCAGCAGCAGCAGAAGAAAGAAGGAGGGGAUACCUGGAUACGAUCCCCCAGCUGUCCCAUAGGGCACCAUCUAUAGAUAUAGAGGGACCAUCAUUUGCUGCUGCAUCUGUUGCUGCUGCUGCUCCUACGGAUACUUUUGCUGUUGCUCCUAAGGAGAAGAUACAUGGUAUUAAGACAGCAGCAACAGGUCUCCUUCUCCUUCUUGCUGCUCUUGUAUUCAGCAGCAGCAGCAGCAGAAGCAGCAAGAAAAAAGACAAAAAAAACAAGGAGGGACAUAGGGAUCAGGAGUUAUAUAUUCUUGAGGAGUUUGGGUAUCUGAAGGAAGGUGGUGCUGCAGCUGCUGCUGCUCCUGCUGCAGCUGCUGCUGCUCCUGCUACAGCAGCAAGUGUUGCUGCAGCAGGUGCAGCAGCAGUUGCACUAUCAGGACUUAUAGAGAUUAUUUUCUCCUUAUAUAGGAGACACUCUGCCUCCUCAGGAGACAGGGUGUAUAGGGGUCUCCCCCAGUUGCUGCUAGCAUUAGCUGCUGUUGCUGCUGUUACUUUAGGUACCAGCAGCAGCAGCAGCAUCAGCAGCAGCAGCAGCAGCAGCAUAGGUGCUGCAGCAAAUACAGGAGGAAAAGGACCGCUGCAGCGGGGGGUCUCCUCUUUUGCUGCUGUACUAGCAGCACUAGGUUUGCUGCUGCUUGCUCCUGGUCUUCUAUGGAGGGGAGCAGCAAGGUUGCUGCAGCAGCAGCAGCAGCAGCAAGAGGAGGAUAAUUAUAAUACUUUUUAUACAGAAGAAUAUAUAGAAGGAGAUGCAGCAGCAACAACAGCAGCAGGUGUCUCGGCUACAGCAGCAGAGCAUGCAGCAGACAGCGAGGGAGGACGCACAGGCGUAGACUCUGUUGCACAAAGAGCAGCAACAGCAACAACAACAACAGCAACAGCAACAGCAGCAACAGCAGCAGCACAAACAGAAGUAGGUGCAGCAGACACAGCAGCAGCAGCAGCAGCAGCAGCAAACGAUCCCUAUACCCACCAGUAUCCCUACAACUAUCAUCAGCAGCAGCAACUUCAGCAGCCACUACUGCACCACCACCAGCAGCAGCAUCUGCACCAACAGCAGCAGCAGCAGCAGCAGCAGCAGGAAGAGGAAGAAGGAGAAGGAGACUCUGUAUGGGAUAGUGUCUCCUUAGGUGCCUAUACACCCGAAGAAGUGUCUCCUUUUGGUGACAAAGAGCAGCAAGACUAUCUAAGACAAAUCUCUCGUCUAUUAGGCACAGAAGGAGACACUACUACUAGUAUACCUGAUACUGCAGCAGCAGCAGCAGCAGCAGCAGAAGCAGCAGAAGCAGAAGCAGCAGAAGCAGCACCAGCAGCAGAUACAACUGCAGCAGAUGAUGCAACAGAAGAUGAGGAAGAAGAAGAAGAAGAAGAAGAUGAGGAAGAGGAAGAGGAAGAGGAAGAGGUAGAGGAACCAGCAGCAGCAGCAGCAGCAGAACCAGCACCAGCAACACCAGCAGCAACAGAAGCAACAGCAGCAACAGCAGCAGAUGGAGAUGCUGCUGCUGCAGAUACAAUUGUGUCUCCUCAAUGGGGACUGCUGCCUGCAGAAGUAGAUAGAGACACCUGGCCCUUCUAUAGCACACCUAAGGGAACAGAGACAGCAGAAGAGGAAGGAUAA